Molecule: messenger RNA, 1156 nt
Organism: Nezara viridula (southern green stink bug)
Lineage: Eukaryota; Metazoa; Arthropoda; Insecta; Hemiptera; Pentatomidae
Source: the annotation of a GenBank genome assembly
UUUGUAAUGAUUUUUUUUCCUCAACUUGCAAACUAAACUUGAUUUGAAUGUGAUAUUGCUCUUUGGUAUGGUGUAGCUCAACUAAAGGUUCUGAAUUUACUAUACAAACCUGGACCAUCUUGGCUUAAAAUUUGGCUACUAAUCAUUCAUUUGUUUAACAUUGAUAUUUCCUUUGCCCCAAAAGUGAAAUACAAAUCGAAGGAUAACAUUUGAAUAAGACCUCCGAAGAUAAGAUUGAUUUGAUAAUUCCUUUACUCCAUUGGGGUCCGAGAUAAAAUACUAUUACGCAAAUUGAGAUAGUCUUUAGUUUCAGCUUUUAAACGGCACCAGAAUAGUUUCAGACCAAAUGGCGCAAUCACUGAAGUAUUUAGGUAGUGUUCAACCUGCCUUUCAUCAAAUUUUAGCGUUUUCUUGUCAUACUGUCAAAUCCAUUAGGCUCUGCAAUCAGAGUUACAGCAGGAACUACUGCACCAGCAUUAAAAAUCGAUAUUACAGUGAUAAGCAUGAAUGGGUCCAGGUCAGUGGGAAUAUUGGGAUCAUUGGCAUAUCCAAACACGCUCAGGAAUCUCUUGGUGAUAUAGUUUAUGCCCAAUUACCAGAAGUAGGAUCAGAUGUCAACCAGAAUGAUGAAGUUGGGGCUUUAGAAAGUGUUAAAGCAGCUUCUGAACUUUAUUCGCCUGUAUCAGGCAAAGUAACGGAAAAAAAUAGUGAAGUAGAAGAAAGGCCAGGACUUAUUAAUGAGUCAUGUUAUGAAAAAGAACACACCCCCCCGCGUUCCCCCGCCCGUCUCGCUUCCCUGCCCUGCCCGAACCCAGAUCACACACAUCCCUUUCCAUUAAAUUCAAACCAACCACCCCCCUCGAAACCAUCAACCCCCCAGCACCCCACGCCCCAGCUCAGUCUGCACCAACCAAACACACCUUACCACUACUCCAACCACCAAUCCAUCAACAUACAAAGUCCAAUUCAAACAACAUCCUACCCCAAACAAACAUCACCAAACCGCCGCAAACACUAUCAUUGUAACCUCCCCCCCCCUCACCCCACUACACACCCACCCCAAGAACCCUAUCAAAAGAAACCAAAACAGAAACCGAAAACAGACCGCCCUGCCCUACGCAAACCCCCACCAAAAGCUACACCCCGAUUGCCCUAG